AAUAAACCUGAUCAAAGUUCCUCUUCAGCUGCAGCUGCCUUCAUGGGCAAGUUGUCGGCGGCAACAGGGAGAACAACAUGGCCUCUGGAGACAGUUUGAGGGGGACCGCUGUACUGAUCGGCCUAUUUGCGGUUUUGACGGUGCAAGCUGUGCCGACAUUUACUGGUGAUGAUGCAGACGCAGGUGAACUUAGGGACGACAUACCUGACAUCAACAGAGGUUUAAAUCACCUGUUUGAGGGAGACAUUGCUGGGAAUCCCAGCAGGAACGCAAUCCUCGACCAAACACGACGGUGGAAGUUUCCAAUCCCUUACAUCUUAACUGAUUCUUUAGAACUGAAUGCCAAAGGUGUGAUCCUCCAGGCGUUUGAGGAAUACCGUUUGAGAUCCUGCGUGGAUUUCAAGCCAUACGAGGGAGAGUCCACCUACAUUUCCUUCACCAAGCUGUCUGGAUGCUGGUCGUAUGUCGGCGAUGAUAAAAUUGGACAGAAUGUCUCCAUUGGGGCGAGGUGUGACACUAAGGCCAUCGUGGAGCAUGAGCUCCUUCAUGCUCUGGGCUUUUACCAUGAGCAGUCUCGCUCGGACAGAGAGAACUAUGUGAAAAUCUGGUGGGACCAGAUUAUAGAAGGCAUGGAGCACAAUUUCAAUAAGUAUGAAGAUGACUUCAUCACUGAUCUGAACACACCGUACGACUAUGAGUCCAUCAUGCACUACAGGCCGCUGUCUUUCAACAAGAAUGCAAGCAUCCCCACAAUCACCACCACCAUCCCGUACUUUAAUGACAUCAUUGGUCAGCGGCUGGACUUCAGUGCUGUCGACAUCACCCGGCUCAACCGCAUGUACGACUGUGGUGAGUGUCACCUCGCCAACACACACACACUCCUUGAUCAGUGCUCAUUUGAGCUGAUCAACAUCUGUGGAAUGAUCCAGAAUGAGCACGACAACGCAGACUGGGUGCAGACGUUGAGCAGUCCAGCUGAUCCUGACCACACCCUGGUGGGCCGCUGCAGAGAUUCUGGCUACUUCAUGAAGUUUGACACAUCUUCUGGUGUGGUUGGCAACAGCGCCUUGCUAGAGUCACGCAUUCUUUACCCCAAAAGAGACGAGCAGUGCCUGCAGUUCUUUUACAAGAUGAGUGGAGCGGCCGGCGACAAACUGGUCAUAUGGAUCAGGAGGGAUGAUGGGACAGGAACUGUGCGCCGUGUCAGGAAGAUCCACACCAUCAUUGGUGAUGGAAAUGACGUUUGGAAAAUAGCCCAUGUGACUCUGAAGGUGACGGACAAGUUCCGCUAUGUCUUCCAAGGCAUUAGAGGGUCAUCCACCUCUUCGGGAGCCAUCCUAAUUGAUGAUAUCACUCUCACAGAGACCAGUUGCCCCAGUGCCGUCUGGCAGAUCCACAAUUUUAGCAGGUCUCUCACCACAGGAGCUCAGCUCAGGAGCAAGUGCUUCUACAACCUCGAGGGCUACUCAUUCGGUAUCAGUGUUCACGCAAAAGCGCCAGACUACCCAGAUUAUGUUGGCAUUACCAUGCACCUCUGCAGUGGGGAAAAUGACGCAGUGAUGCAGUGGCCAGCUCAAAACAGACAGGUGACCAUCGUUGCCAUGGAUCAGGACCCUGAUGUCAAACUGAGGAUGUCUAAUACAAGAAGCUUCACCACAGACGAUAGCGCCCGCUGGAACAGGCCCACGGCCACUUCAGAAACAGUGUGGGACGAGGAAUGCCGCUGCUUCCGCAGCCACGACUAUGGCUGGAGGACGUUCAUCUCUCACAAGCAUCUGCACAGAAGGAGCUUCCUCAAGAACGACGACCUCAUCAUUACUGCUGACUUCAAUGACUUAACCCACCUGAUCAAAAGCGAGGUGCCUGUCAAACCCGCUGUGGCAGUGGACGACAUCGCAGACGAGAGGCCAGUCAGUGAGACGGACGCGAAAGCGCAGACUCCAAAACACAGAGAAGCACGCGCCGCCGACCCCUGUCACCCCAACCCCUGUUUUAACGGUGGCGCGUGCGUGGAAAGAGGAGGAAAGGCCUCAUGCAGGUGCGCAGCAAGCCAAACCACCUACUACACUGGCGAAAAGUGUCAGGAAUCGAACGUGAACAGUGGCAUUCUGGGAGCUCUGAUUGGCGGUGCAGCUGGGACCGUAAUUCUGACGCUGGCCAUCUUCACUGUCAUCAGGAGAGCUCAGUGAUAAGUGACUCGAGAGUUUGUCCUCUGUUUUCAGUCACGGUAAACUUGGCUACAGAAAGGAAAUACAUGUAUGAGCAUAAUAUCCUGGGCUUAUCUAUGGUCCAUCCUCAGAUUAGAACUUUUUUGCUCGUU
Solea senegalensis (Senegalese sole) is the source of this 2320-nucleotide messenger RNA. RefSeq names its product meprin A, alpha (PABA peptide hydrolase), tandem duplicate 2 (gene mep1a.2). Bases 78 to 2189 code for a protein of 703 amino acids. Gene Ontology annotation, biological process: proteolysis. The transcript has 14 exons. Gene Ontology annotation, cellular component: membrane. Gene Ontology annotation, molecular function: protein binding; zinc ion binding; metalloendopeptidase activity. NCBI's taxonomy places the organism in Eukaryota, Metazoa, Chordata, Actinopteri, Pleuronectiformes, Soleidae. The record is from RefSeq and is a predicted model, not a curated record.